AUGCAGCAGAUUUCAGAGUAUGGAGGUUCUUUUCAAGAGCUUAAACAGUUGAGGCAUUUCUUGGGCAAGUUGGAAUGUCUUGAAACCGUGAAAGUUUGUGUUGACGCAUACGAGAAUAACAACAACCGUGAAGUCUUGCGAGCUAAUCUUCUGUCUCUCCCAAGACUUUCAUCCAAGUGCAACAUCAUGUUCAUCUAA
Messenger RNA from Brassica napus (rape), 198 nucleotides. RefSeq names its product F-box/LRR-repeat protein At1g48400-like. The record is from RefSeq and is a predicted model, not a curated record. Lineage: Eukaryota; Viridiplantae; Streptophyta; Magnoliopsida; Brassicales; Brassicaceae. The coding region runs from base 1 to 198 and encodes 65 amino acids. The transcript has 2 exons.